Panicum virgatum (switchgrass) is the source of this 1793-nucleotide messenger RNA. RefSeq lists its product as uncharacterized. The transcript has a single exon. NCBI's taxonomy places the organism in Eukaryota, Viridiplantae, Streptophyta, Magnoliopsida, Poales, Poaceae. The record is from RefSeq and is a predicted model, not a curated record. The coding region runs from base 16 to 1551 and encodes 511 amino acids.
AUCCCAGCUCUCCGGAUGCCUAUAUAUAAUGUCCUCACUCAGCACCACCACACACCGCAAUCGGCUCCAGAUAAGCGCCGUCCGAGGAUGGCUCCACCGGUACCCGCCGACGCCGUGGUGCAGGCCGCCUCGGCCGUCGCCGAGAACGGAAUGGCUCGCAAGGACGCCCCGGCGCCGGCGAUCUCCGUCGUCUCGAGGCAGACGGUUCGGCCGGCCGCCGGCGCCUCGCCGGUCGGGGACCUCAGGCUCUCGGUCUCGGACAUGCCCAUGCUGUCGUGCCACUACAUCCAGAAGGGGCUCUUCUUCCCGCCUCCCGGCGUGGCCAUGGCCCCGCUGGUGGCGGCGCUAGCGGCGGCGCUCUCCCGCGCGCUCGGCGUCUUCCCCGCCCUCGCCGGCCGGCUCGUCACGCUCGACGACGGCAGCAUCGUGAUCCGGUGCGGCGGCGACGGCGCGGCCGUCGAGUUCCACCACGCGGUCGCGCCGGCUCUGUCGCUCGGCGACUUCCUCGUGCCCGGCGCCGACGUGCCCACCAGGCUCACCAACGGCCUGUUCCCCAUGGACCGCACGGUCAGCUACGGCGGCCACGCCCGCCCGCUCACGUCGUUCCAGCUCACCGUGCUCGGCGACGGCGCCGUGUUUGUCGGCUUCGUCGCCAACCACGCCGUCGUCGACGGCACCUCCUUCUGGCACUUCUUCAACACGUGGGCGGGGCUGUGCCGCGGCGCGCCGGUCCGCGAGCCGGACUUCCGCCGCAACUUCUUCGGCGAGUCCACCGCCGUCCUGCGCUUCCCCUGCGGCGGGGGCCCGGCCGUGACGUUCGACGCCGAUGCGCCCCUCCGCGAGCGAAUCCUCCACUUCAGCGCCGCCGCGAUUCGCGAGCUGAAGGCGACGGCCAACCGCUGGAAAGGGACAGGUCAAGACUCCGAGGUUAACGGCAAGGCCACGCAUGACUCCAAGGUUCAGGGUGGUCGCGGCCAAAUCUCGUCGUUCCAGUCCUUGUGCGCGCACAUAUGGAGGGCGGUGACGCGCGCGCGCCGGCUGCUGGCUGCCGACAAGACGACCACGUUCCGCCUGGCCGUGAACUGCCGCCACCGUCUGCACCCGCCGAUCUCCCCGCUCUACUUCGGCAACGCCAUCCAGAGCGUGGCCACGACGGCGACCGUGGCCGAGCUGGCGUCCAACGACCUGGGCUGGGCGGCGGCCAAGCUGCACGCCACCGUGGCGGCGCACGAGGACGGCGCGAUCCGGCGCGCCGCGGCCGAGUGGGAGGCCGCGCCGCGGUGCUUCCCGCUGGGCAACCCCGACGGCGCGGCGCUCACGAUGGGGAGCUCGCCUCGGUUCCCCAUGUACGACGGGAACGACUUCGGGUGGGGCCGCGCGCUCGCCGUGCGGAGCGGCCGCGCGAACAAGUUCGACGGCAAGAUGUCGGCGUUCCCAGGCCAGGCCGGGGAUGGCAGCGUCGACGUGGAGGUGUGCCUCGCGCCGGACACCAUGGCUUGCCUCCUCCGCGACGAGGCGUUCUUGCAGUUUGUGUCCACCCCUGCACCGUGACAGAGUGAAGCAUCUGAUGGGCGGCAUCUGAUGGGGAUGGUAGUGCUUGCUACUAUUUUAAAGGAUUGGGAGUGACCAUGUGUCCAUAUAGAGAUGAUGUGCUCCUGCUGGUUCCUUCGUGAAGCGAUGUACGCUAGUGUGGUUAUGACUUUGUGAAUCUGUUUAGAUACUGGAAAAAAGAUGAACGUUCCGGCUUCAUCCUUCUCGGGAGGAAAAAUAAGACCACACUACAAUUUGUAGCA